CCGGCCAGAGAUUCCCCGCCGACACCCGUUGAUUGUUGGGCAAAGCUGACGGGAGAAACCAGACAUGCUGCUUUGUAUUUCUCUGUACAGCAGAUAAAUUCAAAGCAGCAUGUCUCCCUAGUAAAACACACAGCACAUAAUGUAAAACAGCACACAGUUAACCCUUUGAUCGUCCCAGAUGUUAACCCCUUCCUGCCCAGUGUCAUUAGUACACUGUCAGUGCUUUUUAUUAGCUUGUUAUUAGUGUCAUUAAGAUGUCAGUAGCAGUUAGUCAGUUCCCACCCAGUGUCAGAAUGCCUGCCGCAGUCCCGCUAUAA
Staurois parvus is the source of this 317-nucleotide messenger RNA. Lineage: Eukaryota; Metazoa; Chordata; Amphibia; Anura; Ranidae. The record is from the annotation of a GenBank genome assembly.